This is a messenger RNA of Stegastes partitus (bicolor damselfish), 2739 nucleotides long. It is a transcript of the gene ccn5, whose product is annotated as cellular communication network factor 5. Gene Ontology annotation, cellular component: extracellular region; extracellular matrix. NCBI's taxonomy places the organism in Eukaryota, Metazoa, Chordata, Actinopteri, Pomacentridae. Bases 81 to 1148 code for a protein of 355 amino acids. The record is from RefSeq and is a predicted model, not a curated record. The transcript is spliced from 5 exons. Gene Ontology annotation, molecular function: heparin binding; integrin binding. Gene Ontology annotation, biological process: cell adhesion; signal transduction; positive regulation of cell differentiation.
GCAAACAGCUGCUCCAGUCGCACCACACCGUCACACAGGUCAGUGAGACAGACUGAGCUCCAUCAGCAACACGAGCCCUCAUGGACCGACUUCUAUGUGACUGUGUGAUUGCUUUGGCUAUACUGAUGUGUGUGGCUACACAGGUGCUGUGUCAGCUGUGUGACAGACCCUGCUUCUGCCCUGGUCCUGCCCCUCAAUGCCCAACAGGAGUCCCCCUGGUGCUGGAUGGCUGCCAGUGCUGCCAGGUGUGUGCCCGGCAGCGAGGCGAGCCCUGCACUGAGAUGCUCCCCUGCGACAGCCAGAGAGGACUGCAGUGCGACUACAGCGCCAGCUUCCCCGGAGACCCUGGGGAGUGUGUCGGUCGGGAGGAUCUGGGCUGUGAAGUCAAUGGCAUCACUUACCAAGAGGGCCAGUCGUUCCAGCCCUCCUGUGACACCUACUGCCACUGCAGAGGUGGAGGGGUGAGCUGUGUGCCAGCCUGUCCCCUGAAUGUGCGUCUUCCCACUCCAGACUGUCCCAACCCACAGCACAUCCGGCUGCCAGGGAAGUGCUGCCGGGAGUGGGUGUGUGAAAACCUUGAUAACACAGUCAUUCAGGACGCCAUUACGGCCAUGAGACCAGACCGGUUGUGGCCAUCCCUGCCAAGGGAUCACCCCCUAAACCGACAGGUCCAACCCGCCUCCACCUGUGUGGAGCAGAGCACCAAAUGGAGCGCCUGUUCCCAGAGCUGUGGGGCUGGGGUCUCCACACGCGUUUCCAACCAGAACCCUGCCUGCAAGCUGCAAAUGGAAACUCGACUUUGCAAAGUGCGACCUUGCCACUCUGUUCAGUCUGCACCCAGGAAACCCACGUUUUCACAGUGGGGACAGCAGGGACGCUGCAAGGCGAGCUACAUGUCACCGGGGCCCAUCCGGCUCAUUCACCAGGGCUGCUACAGCACUCGAGCCUACAAGCUCCGGUACUGUGGGCAGUGCAGUGACUCUCGGUGCUGUACGCCAUACCAGACCACCACUGCCGAGGUGACCUUCCGCUGCCCCACCGGCAGGCUGCUGCAGCGAGCUGUGAUGAUGAUUCACUCGUGCGUCUGUCACAGCAAUUGCCCCUACGCACCAUACACUAACCCUGCUCUGUGGGGACUCAGGCCCUGAUCGGUCUGCGUCAGUGCUGAGAACUAAAAGACUUCAGUGAGAGAAACCUGAAGGAUCCCCAUGUGGAUCGACUAAGGAUGGACCUUGAAAGAGAAAAUGAUCAUUAUGAGAACUGUGACUCUGCUGGGAUGAACGUUAAUCUUCACACGUGGACAAACUCUGUGUGCACUUAUUCACAACUCCUAUAUAGUUCUGCACCUUGUAAAGCAUUGAUCUGCAGGUCUUUAACCACAUUCAGAGAUUGAAAUUAGUUGGCAAAUCAAACAAGCAGACUUUAUUUUCAAAGGUUAAAAAAUGCUUUAUAAGAAAAUAGCUGAAAUACAGGAUAUGCAGGGGAUAUACAGACAGGUGACAAACUGAAAAACCAACACAAAUUGUCUUUGUAAAGUGCUGAACCACUGUGUGCAUCCCAAAUAUGUCCCAUGGGUGUUUCUUUAGGUUACGAUCUGGUGACUGUGAAGGCCACAGCAUGGGAUUCACAUCAUUUUCCUUAAACAACACUCACCCCUUUGUGCCCUGUAGACAGGGGCUUUGUCAUCCUGGGUGAGACCACUCUUAUCAGAAUAGAAAUGUUUCAUCAGAGCAUAAAUACAUUUGUAGUGAUUUACAAUGAAACUUCCCUCUAAGAUGAAAUGGAACCAAAUCAUGCCAGAAAAAUGCCCUUCACAGCCUCACAGAGAAACCAGACUCCCUCAUUGUUGGGGUCAGCGGUUCAGGUUUUUCCUUUAAUUUGUCACCUGUCUGGAACUGUAUAACCCACAAGUUAUGGGACUUUUUAAAGAUGUGCACUGACUUGGUUUCUCAAAGACUUUGUUUCCUCCAGAGUUCAGACAGAACAACAACCUUCUUUGAGUACAGAGUACGUGAGCAUGCAAUGCUGUCAAAAGUGACAUUUUAAAAUCACCUUGAGGCAUCAUGCAAUAAAAGAAUCAAUUUCCCCAAAUUUUUAGUCAAUUCGUGCAGAGCAUCUUAGCUGUAAAAAGCUGAACUGGUCAUAUGGAGCUCACAGUUUUGGUUGGGAUGAGAAGUUUGUUUGUCUAACACUUGGACUUUAUGACAAGCAAUUCUGCAUAACUCUGUCUGGACCAAUAACAAGAGUACAGUUUUAAUUUUUAAACCUAAACUAUAAAUUGAGAACACUGGACCUCAGUGGAUAGAAGAUAGUUUUGAAGACUUAUUUAGGUUGCUGACUUUAAACCUAUGUCCAUAUUGGUGAUAGAAUUGUAUCCAACAAAAUGACUCCGACCUUUGUGUUGACAGAUUUUGUUCUCUGAUAUGAGCAAUGAGUUUUUAAGUUGUACAGUUUUGUUGUUGUGUAUGUAGUCGGAUGACAUUGCACUUAUUUCUUCACUUGGUGUUUUGUUGUAAAUAUUUCUGGUCAGAUGUGUCUUAUGUAUAGUGAAAAAUAUUUGAAUAUUUUAUAUAUGUCCUGCAUUCUUACUCCCAGAGAAUUUUGCAUUUGUGAUUGAUAUUUUUUUUCAUACUGCAGUACUCACAGAUUAAAUAGAUCUUUUGUACAUAUGUACCUUUUUCCCAACAUUUCACUUCAGCACUGAUGACUAAUUGUUCCCACUAAACAUCUUCUUGCUGA